AUGACGAUUUUGGCGGCAAAUAAGAUACACGAAAUUAACUAUUUAACCGAAAUGUUUAGGGAUUUUAAUGAAUUUGAAGAAAAUCCCCCGCCAUCGCUGGAUGUGCCAAUUGCUGUUAUAGUCAUUUCUUUGGUUAUGCUCAUUAUAACUGGUCUAAUGAUUUUGGGAAUUAUUAAGGAACGUCUAUUAUUUAUAGCUCCCUGGUUAAUACUUUUCAGUUUUGGAGUCAUUGGCGAAAUUAUAUUCUUUGUACAUCAAUUAAUACGAUAUUUUUCUCUUGAACUAUUAUUAUAUAUAUUGUGUAUACUGGGCAUACAACUACUAAUCAUAUCACCCAUUGCCAUGAUAUUCCAUGGUAUACGUUGUAAGAAUAGAGUAAAACAUUUUUUGGUUUCGAAUUUACAACAUGAAGUUCGAACCAAUCCAGAUCCAACUGCUCCAAAACAAAGUAUUUAAAAACUAAUGUCUUAAUUGUUAUCUUCAUUCUAUAAUAUUGUUACGUUUUUACAUUUUAAAAACGGUGGUUUAUUUACUUUAAAUAAACCUAAUUCUUUUGAUUGAAAAUAAAAGCGAUCAGUAGUUUAAAA
Molecule: messenger RNA, 587 nt
Organism: Calliphora vicina (urban bluebottle blowfly)
Lineage: Eukaryota; Metazoa; Arthropoda; Insecta; Diptera; Calliphoridae
Exons: 4
Coding region: 1-456 (151 amino acids)
Source: RefSeq, a predicted model, not a curated record